CUCGCCCCCAUUGCAGAUAUCUUGCCGCCAUGUUGAUCAUGUCUCAAUCUCUACGCUAUUCGACCAUAACUAAUAGUCAGCUUAUCCCAGAACCUUUGCUCGAGUCUAGGAGGCAUUCAUCAUCGACCUCCAACAUUCGAAGACGCCACUGCGCCCGUCAUUUCCUACUUAGGCACCUAUCAUGGCUAGCGGUACGGCUCUAAAUGUGGUGAAUUGGGUUGGUGCUAGUCUUUCAAUCGUUGUCUUCGCGGCUAGAGCGUGGACUAGAUUCUUCAUUGUGCGAUCGAUUGGCCUAGAUGAUUUGCUCAUGUUCAUAUCGCUGUUAGCUUCUCUAGCUGCAGCGGGCUUGAUCACGGCUUCGGUCCAUUAUGGAAUGGGGAGCGAGACUGAGGGAUCCAUCCUUGCCUCCAAGUACAGCUUCUUGUCUGGCAUUCCUGUUCUGAUAGCCCAGGCAAUUGGGCGUAUAUCUUUCGCAUUUACACUACUUUCUAUCUUAGGCAUAACAAUGGUCCGAAGAUGGUUCCUCUUUGCCAUUAUAGGUCUCCAAGUCGUUUUUCUAGUGGUCGAUCUGGCUCUGUCAUAUGGGUUGUGUAGCCCAGUAUCUGUAUUCUGGAACUCCACUUUGCCAGAGGCGCAAGUAUGCCUUGCUAAGUAUCAUACUGUGGUGGUAGACGGAUGGAACUACUUCCAAACAGCUUGGGAUGUACUGACAGACUUUUCUCUCGCUUUAUUUCCGGCAUUAAUAUUCAAGUCUAUGAAUAUGCAGAUGCGUUUGAAGAUUGGAAUGAUCAUCCUUAUGGGUUUGGGUGUUCUCACGGGCAUAUGUGCCAUCGUAAAAUCAGUUGAAUUCGCAAGCCUCUUCAGCAAUACAAAAAAUUCCAACUAUGCUCAAGCUACGAUAUUUAUCUGGACCGUAGUGCAGCAGUACAUCGUCAUCAUAGCUUCUUCUGUUCCGUACUGCUUAUGUUUAUUCAGAAAGCAGGGUAACAGAACAAUCGGAAGCUCAAACCAAACUGGAGCUUACACUUACGGCCGCAUCACCUUGAAACCCAAGCCAUACAAACACCAGGCCGAGGAUUUAAGCAGACAAAAUUUCAUUCAAUUGGAUUCGCAAAAAUAGACAGGAGGAUGUGGUUAUUUGUAAGAAUGAUCACAUUGCGAUGUGUAUUAGGGCGGGUUUGAAGCCAAAGAGUCAAGUCAACGUCUGGCUUGAAGAUUUGCUAUAAUCCAGGCACUUCUCGGAGAUUCGGUCCUUCAUUUGUAUGAGUUGGUAGGUAGAUGUAAGGGCGGAUAUUUGGAUUAGCGGUCGUUGUCAAUCUUGAUCAAGUUCGUUUCUCAUCCAGUAUUAUUAGCACUGGCUUGUGACGCCUCCU
Messenger RNA from Annulohypoxylon truncatum, 1373 nucleotides. RefSeq lists its product as uncharacterized. The transcript is spliced from 5 exons. NCBI's taxonomy places the organism in Eukaryota, Fungi, Ascomycota, Sordariomycetes, Xylariales, Hypoxylaceae. Bases 182 to 1120 code for a protein of 312 amino acids. The record is from RefSeq and is a predicted model, not a curated record.